GCUUCUACUGGUGUACACAGAUUCACUCACGAUCUGACGCCCGCUGGGACGGAGCGCCACAUCUGGGGACAUUGGGCCAUGAGAUAGGACUCCGGACGAACGAUUUACGACAGAACCAUGGCCGAUGCCGACUCGACACCCGCCCCUGCGACAGCCUCGAAGCCACCCGCGAGCGAUGCUCCGACUGCACCGGCCACGAAUGGCGACCGUGAACUGUCCCCGUACGAGCUCGACGUCAAGAAGCUCAAUGCUUUGCCCACUGAGCAGCAGGGUCUCUAUCUCUUGACCUUCACCGCCAACCUCGCCCAGCAUAUCGAUGAGCUUAGCGCAGACCAAGUCACUGCUGAACAGGGCACGAUCAAGAAAGAGCUGCUUAAAGUCGUCAAUUUGCCCUCACCUGCGCCAACGAGAGUGAUACGUAAGAAUGUGGGGAGGAGCUUCGCAGGUGUAUUUGCCAAAGGGAGCAGGAGGGUGUUGUUCGAGACUAUUACAGAUCUGGUGGCCAUCGUGAACGCGGGCAAGGAGAAGGACCUCAGGACAAAGCAUGCGGCAAUACAUUGUCUGGGUAUCGUGUUUGCCACUGCAGGCGAUAGUGCUAUCAGCCAUUCCCCGCUCGCCUGUACUGCUAUUCUCAAGCAGCUGAAAGGCGCCUCAAAUGAUGCGGGUCUGAGAAGUGCCAUAUUUCGCGCCUCGGGCAGAAUUGCCAAAGGAAUUACAGUGGCGAUAGAUGAGGAAGUUGGGCGAGCCAUAUGGAAGCAAGCCAGAAAUGCUGCCAGCAAUGACAAGUCUCUCCUUACUCAAGCGAGUGCGUGCUAUGCGCUGGAACAGCUUGUGUCAACCACAACGUAUUUCGACAAUUCGAAUGACUUUGAAAAGUUGCAAACUGCGGUAUGGAAGACUUUGGAGAGUCCGUCAAUCCCAGUGCGGCAUGCAGGCGCAUCGUGUCUUGCGACACAACUUGUAAAAGCACACACGGAUGUUGCCAACAGAGACAUUAUACCCAGGAUCAAGAAGCCAAAGAAGUCAAAGAAAACUGCAAAACCAGAAGACUUGGAAGAAGAGGCCGAGCGCGCUUCCUCGCCGGUGCCCGAUAAGCCCGCCACCGCUCUGUCAUACACGCUGCCCGAGAUUCUCAAGAUCUUGUCCUCCUUGUUCUGUAGGCCGUCAUCAUCGAAUCGAACACGAGUGGGAGUGGCAGUAUGCUAUAUCAAAGUGUUGAAAGGGCUUGGCGCAGGAGUCGUCGAAACGAAGUACAACGAGAUUGCACGCCAUCUGUUCUCAGACGUCUUGGACUUUCCUGGUUGGCACUCAAACAGGUAUCGUCAAUUGAUGGCACGCAAGACCGUUCGUGUCAUUCUCGAACAGACCGUGGGACCAAUGUUGGGCGAGACUGCUCAGCUCAACGCUUGUCGGUUCUUGCUGAACGACAUCAUCAAAGACUACCCGCAGGCUGUCAAGGAACGUCCUGAACCCUCGAAAGCAGUGUUGACUGGCGCUAUCAGUGCUCUUGCGUCUAUCAUCCAACGUUUAGACACAGCUAUCAGCAGUAUCGCAGACAUCUGUCGAGAGGGACUGCUGCAAGUUCUGCAACAUCCAAGCUUCACAGUUCAGGUGCAAACAUCUAGGACCUUACGAGCUUUCAUUCUCGCUUGCCCGCAGCAAUUGCUGCCAGCGGUGACGAUAUGCAUGAAUAGUGUCAAGCGCGAGCUCAAGAUGCUGGGUACCCAGAGGCAGAGCCAACGACGUUGCAUUGCUCAUGCCUAUGGUCUGGCUGCUGUCUUGAGCACCUCCGGACAACACCCGUUGUAUGGCUCCGUUGACGUGUAUGCCAAUGUGCACCAGAUGGCCACGGAUCUCUUGAAAUCGAGCGGCAGCUCCGAUCUACGUGUCUCAUCCUGUCAACUGCAAGUGGCAUGGAUCAUGAUCGGCGGCCUCAUGUCUCUUGGACCAAAUUUCGUCAAAAUUCAUCUCUCCCAGUUGAUGCUGCUCUGGCGCAAUGCACUUCCGAAACCUAUGCUAAAAGAGAACAUGACACAACGGAACAUGCUGGAAGUAAGCUAUUUGGCCCACGUGAGAGAAUGUGCCCUAGGUGCUAUCAAGUCCUUCCUCACCUACAACCAGCGACUCUUGACUUCUGACGUCUCGAGACGCCUUGCAGGUAUGCUCGAAAAUACAGUAGCGUUCCUCCAAAACCUUCCAGCGAAGAGGACGAGCGACGAGCCGGCGAAUCUUCUCAAGCCAGGCCUGCAGCUCCAGGACUUCGAGGUCAUGGUCAGAAGAAGAGUAUUCGAGUGCUUCUCUCAAUUGCUUCGCCUUAGUCCUGCUGGGAGUAUCGAAGCUACAGCUCAUUCCAGCAUCCUGCCGCUUGCAGUCGCAUCUUUCUCAGAUUUGGAGCACGACGCACCGAAUUCUCUGAGCGCCGCUAUCGCAAGUGCAACAGCCACAUUUGAAAGCAUCUGGGAACUCGGCGACAAUUACGGCUUCGGGGUCACCGGAAGGCUCAGAGGUCUCGACCUGCUGAACCCGAUCAACGGCAACCUAGAACGGCAUUGGACGAGCAGGACCGACGUCGAAUCAGAGAUCGACCAAAUACUUCUUUCACCUAUAGGUCGAGCUGCUGAGAACGACCCGACCAGCUGCUAUUUGCCCACUGCCAAUACUGAGGAUGAGCUCCCUGGGCCACCUGCGAGUGAAGCUGUGGACGCAGCAAUAGCGGCAUUUGGACUCAGCUUACCGCUGCAAGGUCCGCGAGUCCAGGAGAGCACUCUCGAGCAAAUAGCUGCGUCAAUGGGAGCUAGUGUCCCGAAGGAUCCUGUGAGGAAAAUCGCGAUUACUGCAAAUGUGUCCUUGGCACUCUUCACUGCGCUGCGCGUAGCGACAGGAGACCUCGGAUCUGCCAAGGGUAACUUACAAAAUGUUAACACAGAGAAGGCACUGCAGAGUCUUCUGCACGUAUGUGUCAAGGAUCCUGACGAAAAUAUUCGCAGUAUGGCAGCCGCAGCACUAGGAAGACUAUGUUCUAGUUCUGGGACUACAUUCACUGGCACGGAAGUCACCCAGCUAACAGAGACAAUUGUGAACAAUAGAGAGCCACAUGUCCGAGCGGGCUGCGCUAGUGCGCUGGCUCACAUACAUUCUCAGCUUGGGGGCAUGGCAGCCGGGCUGCACAUGAAGAACAUUGUUGGCAUACUUAUGUCACUGGCGGCAGACACCCAUCCUCUCGUACACUUUUGGGCAUUGGACAGCUUGUCGCAGAUCGCAGAAUCUGCGGGUCUCAACUUCUCGGGGUAUGUCACCAGCACCAUCGGCAUGCUCAGUCAGCUCUAUGUCUCGGACGGACACAAUGAAGAAUCGCCGUCGCAGGCGUCUUCGAAUAUGACAAUGAGCCUGCCUGUGACUGCAGCUAUAGCACGAGGUGUUGACUCAAUCAUCAAUGUGCUUGGACCUGAUCUUCAAGAUGCCGCGAAGGCUCGAGACAUGAUAUUGACAUUAGUCCGCCUAUUCUCGCAGGAGGCCGAAGUCGCUGUCCUUCUCGAGAGCCUCAGAUGCUUCGAGCAUCUCUCGCUUUACGCUCCUGGCCACAUGCAGUUCGAGCAAUACGUGCAUCGACUCCAGUCAGACGCGGAUUCGCCAUCAAAGGAGAUCGCUUCAACUGCGCUGCAUGGCCUGUUUGGUUUGAUGCGACGCGAUGCGCCGGAAAUCAUACGCACUGCUCGCCCUGGUCUCGAGAAUCGUUUAUGGGAUUGUCUCAAUGAAGAGCCUGGCCAGAAAUCAAUACAGAACAUCUUCUCGAACUGGCUGCAGCAGACUGGCACGAGCGACCCUGGAGACUGGAUUGAAAGGUGUAAUACGAUCUUGACCAAGACUGUGGUCAAAGCGGAACAGGAGUUGAAAACAGCGGUGCCGGCCUCAACAGCCGGCCCAGAUCUUCAAGACGAAGAGGUGGCAGGUUUUGCCAUCACUGCUGGUGCACAGAAGGAAGAUGAUUCCCAAGCCUCGUCUUCUGCACAAGAGUUGAUGCGAUGGCAAGUACGACUUUUCGCUAUGGAGUGCCUGCGAAACCUGAUCGCCAUGAUCAGAAAGCAAGCUGCAAUCAGUGAUGACAGCCCAGGAGAGGCUGCACUCCAGAGCAAGGUGGCGGAUGUCAUUCGCAUCGCUUUCUCGGCCUCCACUGCAGGAGUGACGUCGCUGCGAGUUGUCGGCAUGCAAAUUAUCGACCAGAUCCUUAAGAUGUUCGGGAGAACUCCAGAUCCUGACUUCGCGGAGGCAAUGCUGCUGGAGCAGUACCAAGCGCAGAUCAGCUCUGCCUUGACCCCUGCUUUCGCAGCAGACUCCUCGCCUGAGCUUGCGGCCGCGGCGGUCAAUGUCUGCGCGACGUUCAUUGCAACAGGCAUUGUUCGCGACGCUGAGCGUAUGGGACGGAUCCUGAAGACACUUGUUUCUGCUCUUGACAGCUUCUCGCGCGAUACAGAUACCGCUGCUAUCGGCGAUCUAAAAGGUCUCACUGCUAACGCGCAAGUCAUGGUCCGGAUGGCGGUGUUCUCAGCCUGGGCCGAAUUACAAAUAGCCAGCGGCGACCAGGAGUACCUGGUGGAGAUCGUGAGACCUCACAUCGCUCAGCUCGUGCCACUCUGGAUAUCUUCUCUGCGAGAAUACGCACGGCUGCGUUUCGAGCCUGACAUUUCGGCAACCACAGCUACUCCAGCGACAUCAGGUGAUCUGGACAUGGUCUACGCCGCACUGAACAGGGAGACCUUGCUCAAAUUCUACCAGGCUUCCUGGCUGAGUCUUGUCGACGCCAUUGCUAGUCUGAUCGACGAGGACAGUGAGUUCGUAUUCGAUGCUCUCGACAACAAAGACACAGAGCAGGACAGCACUGCGAAGGAUCCUGGUGCCGUCAAUGGCAUUGCCCGGCGUGCGGCAGGGAUCAAUUACCGGGAAGAGCCAGUAGCAUUCUUCUUCGUGCUGUACGGUCUGGCUUUCGAGUCGCUUGCUGUUCGCAGCGGCGAUGACGACGUCCUGAUACGGCAAAAGAAUCUCGACAUCCUCGCCGCUCUUAAAAAGAUUUUGCGGCCAUCAGUCUCCGGCAAUGCCGUCUAUCAAGAGGUGGUCUUUGCAGAAACAAUGGACCUGCUCGAUCGCAUGGUUCUGACAGAAAGUCUGGGAAUGCAGGGCAUCAUUGUGGAUAUCGCCCGCAACUUGUGCAUUGUGCAUCCUUCAUCCCGGAAGGGCCAGCAGGAUCCUACUAGUGAAGACACACUCUCCGAUGAUAUCGAGCAAUUGUUCGAGCUGACGCGUAUCAUCAUUCUGGUCAUUGCGGGAUUGGUACCAGGCCUCACCGAAACUCCCGUGGCAGGGCAUCUGGAGAACUCAGAAGAAGCGACCAACCUAGUCCGUGAUGCUCUUCAGGCGCUGGUCGAUGUAUCCGAAGUGUUCCCGUCCAUCAUCAAAACAGAUCUGCACGCAUCGAUCUUGAACAUCUUCGUCACGAUUCUCGGAACGGCGAGUUGUCAGGCUGUAGUUGUACCUCAAGCACUGCCAAUCUUCAGGCGUUUCGUGUCGAGUCUUGCCGAGGAUGAAAGGCCGGAGACGAAGCAGCAGAUCCAAAACACUUUGAAACGCAUGUUGGCAAUUCUGCGGAACGCACAAAAGAGAGAGACGGAGGCGAGCUUGCCUUGCGAAAAGAAUACGCUCCUCGCCGUCACGGUCCUACUCUCUACAGCGCAGUCGUACUUUGGCGCUGAUGACCCUCUCGUCCUUCGCUUCGUCAACGAGCUUCGAGAAUGUCUCGCUGCACCCAUGACCACCAGAACGGCUGCGGGAUGCUAUCGGACUCUGGUCAGUCAAGGCGUUGCUCCUCGCCUGACUUUCUCACAUCUUGUCGGCUUCGUGCUCGACGCAUCUGACCUCGAAGGCAUCGCGGAGUCGAGACACGUGGCGGCUCAAACACUCACAAUGGCCGUUGGCAAGCUGGCGCCGGACCAAAAGCCAGCGGCAGUGAUGCUCCUAAUCGACGUGCUGCUCAGCUGUGCGGGCAAGGACGGUCCUUCAUCGCACCAAGUUUUCGCAUCUCGUUUACUUGAGCUGGCCGCCACGGAUAAUGCCACAUUCCGAAGCAUCAUUGGCAGCAUGUCUGGCGGUAAGAAGCAAUUGAUGGAGCAGAUAUUGAAAUCGCAAGCGGGCAACCGCGGCGCCAGGCAAGAUGGCGCCGAGGAUCGCGAGCCCACAAUCGCGCUCAAGAUGAACUUUGGUGCAUGAUUGAUGAUAGACGAAAGAGUUGCAUUGCGAUGCCACCACUAUGGCGGUCGUCAUUCCAUCAUGCGGCUAUUAAUGAUGCUUCAUCGUACAGUACAGCUAGUGAUAAUGCUCGCUGGCACUAUGCAGUCACUCAAAUACCCAUGCAAGCUCGCGCGGCCUUUGCCAGCGUCGGCGGCAGUCAUCGUGGUUCCACUCUCCUGCCC
Cercospora beticola is the source of this 6461-nucleotide messenger RNA. RefSeq names its product AP-1 complex accessory protein LAA1 (gene LAA1). NCBI's taxonomy places the organism in Eukaryota, Fungi, Ascomycota, Dothideomycetes, Mycosphaerellales, Mycosphaerellaceae. Gene Ontology annotation, cellular component: membrane; endocytic vesicle; Golgi apparatus. Gene Ontology annotation, biological process: endocytosis; intracellular protein localization; retrograde transport, endosome to Golgi. The record is from RefSeq and is a predicted model, not a curated record.